This is a messenger RNA of Lathyrus sativus (Indian pea), 1227 nucleotides long. Lineage: Eukaryota; Viridiplantae; Streptophyta; Magnoliopsida; Fabales; Fabaceae. The record is from the annotation of a GenBank genome assembly.
AUGCUACUUCGCACUGUCGGAGCUAAUCGUUUUCUCUGUUCAUUUUCAUAUUCUCGCUCCAAAUCUUCCUUUUCUUUCCGACCAAUUUCAUCUAUGGCUGAAGAAUUCGUCAAAGGCACCGUUAAUUCUAACGGCGUCGCCGUUCUUACCCUCGAUCGCCCCAAAGCUCUUAACGCCAUGAACCUAGAUAUGGAUGUAAAGUAUAAAAGUUUUCUUGAUGAAUGGGAAUCAGACCCGAAAGUCAAAUGUGUUCUGAUUGAUAGCAGCUCCUCUCGCGCGUUUUGUGCCGGUAUGGAUAUUAAAGGGGUUGUUGCUGAAAUACAGAAGGACAAAAGCACACCUUUAGUGCAGAAGGUCUUCACAGCUGAGUAUUCUUUGAUAUGCAAAAUUUCUGAGUACACGAAACCAUAUAUUAGUUUCAUGGAUGGAAUAACAAUGGGUUUUGGAAUUGGCUUAUCUGGUCAUGGGCGCUAUCGUAUCGUUACAGAGAGAACCGUUCUUGCCAUGCCAGAAAAUGGAAUUGGCUUGUUCCCAGACGUAGGGUUUUCUCACAUAGCAGCUCAAAGUCCAGGAGAAGGAGCUGUUGGUGCUUAUCUUGGAUUGACCGGAAAGAGGAUUUCUACUCCAUCUGAUGCAAUAUAUGUUGGCCUUGGAACACAUUACGUGCCAUCUGGAAAGUUAGGUUCAUUCAAGGAGGCCCUUUUGGCAACACACUUUUCUCAGGAUCCCCAUCAGGACAUCAAAGUACUUUUAGCAAGACACGAGUCAAACCCAGAUUCUGAGGCACACUUGAAGUUGCUUUUACCUCAGAUAGUUUCUUCAUUUGGAGGAAAUAAAUCUGUUUCUGAGACUAUUAAGGAUCUAAAACAACACCAGUCAAGCGCCGACUCCAACGUUUCUGAGUGGGCUAAUGAAGCUCUCCAAGGCCUCGAAAAAGGAGCUCCCUUCUCUCUUUUCUUGACCAAUAAGUACUUCUCUGCAGUUGCCUCUGCAGUAGGAAAAGGCAACGGUGAAUUAUCGACGCUUACUGGCGUAAUGAAAACUGAGUAUCGCAUUGCCUUGAGGUCUUCACUACGACAUGAUUUUGCAGAAGGUGUUCGAGCAGUAUUGAUCGAUAAAGAUCAGAACCCGCAGUGGAAACCAUCGAGGUUGGAGGAAGUUGAUCCGAGUGAGGUUGAAGCUGUCUUUAAACCAUUAGGAGCAGAGGCGAGGGAGUUGUCUGUCUAA